Molecule: messenger RNA, 4058 nt
Organism: Apis laboriosa (Himalayan honeybee)
Lineage: Eukaryota; Metazoa; Arthropoda; Insecta; Hymenoptera; Apidae
Gene: sns
Product: nephrin
Exons: 18
Coding region: 31-4047 (1338 amino acids)
Biological process (GO): cell-cell adhesion
Cellular component (GO): cell-cell junction
Molecular function (GO): cell adhesion molecule binding
Source: RefSeq, a predicted model, not a curated record
CUAUGUUCCUGUAACGGAUCCAUUUUAAAUAUGGAGGAGUACGGAAUGAAAUUAUUAUCGAUGAAGCUGAUCCUAAUUUUCUUCUUCUUUUCUACUCCAGUCAUCGUAAAAGGCGAAGGGGGACAAUAUUUUCGCGUGAGGCCGAGAAACAGCUCUGUCCAGGAAGGCCGUGACGUAACAAUAUCUUGCGAAGUUGGAAACAGAGUUGGGAUCGUGCAGUGGGUGAAAGAUGGCUUCGCCUAUGUCAUACAAUCGAAUGGAGAAAUCGUGGGGCAUCCGCGAUUGAGAUUAAUAGGCGAUCAGAGCACAGGAGUUUACAAUCUUCAGAUCACACAGGCUUCUUUGACCGACGAUGGGGAAUAUCAGUGCCAAGUUGGACCAUAUUUGCGCAUUAAAUCGAUCCGUGCCAACGCUCAUCUCACCGUCAUCUCGCCGCCGCAGAAAGUGGAGAUCAGCAAUCAUCCGAACAAAAAGAAGAUCGAGGUGAAGGUUGGGGAAUCUCGUCGUUUGGAAUGUGUGGUACGAUCUGCGAAACCUGCAGCCACGAUUACAUGGUAUCGUGGAAACAUUCAGAUCAAAGGGGGUGAAACGUCGAUUACACCUAUUUCCAUCGAGGGUGACAAAGAAGUACAAAAGCCAGGUGAGAACAAGAAGGAAUUGCUUAAGUACGACACCCACGGUUCCAUCGUCAUUAUUCCUACUGCUGAUGACAACGACAUGGAUUAUACUUGCGAAGCUAAUCAUCCUGCAUUACCCUACAGUAUGCCUUUAAGAGCAACCAUCAAACUUUCUGUUUUCUAUCCACCUACCAUGCCGUAUAUCGAAGGUUACACCGAGGGUGAGACUGUGAAACGUGGACAACAAUUGGAUCUGACCUGCCGAUCUCGCGGAGGGAAUCCACCCCCCCAAAUAUUCUGGUACAAGAACAACGAAAGGAUCUCAUCACCCUACAGGAACGAGGGCCACUUCUCUGAGAACGUGUUAUCCAUUACUGCGAAAGCGCAGGAUAAUAACGCGAGAUACAGAUGCGAGGUAUUCAAUAUCAUGAGCGUGGAACCUUUAAAAGUGCACGUGGAUCUGACUGUACUUUUCGCGCCAUCCGGAGUGACGAUCACCGGGCCAACAGAAGCGAAGGCCGACGAACAAGUGGUGAUCACCUGCACCACGGAGAACUCGAAUCCUCCCGCGGAUAUCAAGUGGACAGUGGACGGUCACAAUUUCGAGAGUAACGCCUCUAGAACCGAGCCAGCCCCCGAAGGUGGUUGGAUCACCACGUCCAACGUGACGUUCAACAUAAAUCGCACCAGUCGCAGUAUAGUCGUGAUAUGCGACGCGUCUAACGUGAAACUGACCGAGAAUGUCGUCAGAACCCACACCAUAACCGUGAUUUAUCCACCGUCGAAACUUAGUAUCACCGGUUACGAGGAAGGAACGACGAUUGACGCAGGAACGGUACUGAGAUUGUUGUGCACUGCAACUUCUGGAAAUCCACUUGCCACGUUGAGUUGGUACAAGAAUGAUAGAAAGGUACCAGGAACCACGAGAACGCGAGAUCAUGCGGUUUCAAGCGAGUUAACGAUACUCAUAAAUGCAUCUGACAAUAAUGCGCGCAUACGAUGCGAAGCAGCGAAUUCCGCAACACAAAUUCCCCUGCUCAAAGUGCUCGUCCUGAAAGUUAACUUUCCGCCUGAUAAAGUCAAGAUCACUCGCGAGCCGCAGAAUCUACACGCAGGCCAAGAGGGUCAUAUCAUUUGCGAAUCGAGCAGCAGUAAUCCGGCGGCGGAGAUGUCGUGGUGGAAGGGCGGGAUCCCGGUGCAAGGUACCAAAAAUGGCACUAAGCCCGGCUUACAUGGGGGAUUUCUAUCGUUCGUCGAAUUGUCGUUGGAUGUAACGGAAGAAAUGAAUGGAGAAGUGUACACGUGUCAAGCGAGAAACAAUCAAAUGGAUAGGUCUAUUCACGAUGCCACUACGCUCGACGUAUUGUAUAAGCCGAUAUUCUCCUCAAUCGAGCCUUACGAGUUAAUAGGAAUGGAAAGCGAACCUUUCGUGAUUUCGGUUUCAGCUAUGGGAAAUCCUAACGAGAUAAGUUACACGUGGACUAGAGAUGGUUUACCUCUGGUCAGUAAUAACAGAAGAAUAUCUGUUCGUGCUUCUACGUUAAAUAUCACUAAACUGGAUCGUCACGAUGCCGGAACUUAUAUCUGUGAAGCCACUAAUGAAGAAGGCACGACAUUUUAUCAAUUGAACUUAACUGUUCAAUAUUCAGCAAAGAUUAAACGCACCUCAACUUCGGGAAUAGUAUAUUCUCCCGGAAUCGAAGCGAAAUUGUUCUGCGAAGUGGACGGUAGUCCCAUAGGAGACGAAUAUGUCACGUGGCAGAAAGUUGGCUCAAACUCGGAACUCUCUGGUCGAUAUUCCACCUCUUUCAUCAACAAAACUUCUUAUCUGCACAUCGAGAACCCUGAUCAAGAAGAUGUUGGAGAAUAUCAAUGCAAAGUUAACAAUGGAAUCGGCAAUGUCACUUCUGAACCUAUUCUUUUCAUCACAAACUUCAAACCACAAAUGAUGAAUACACCAUUGACGAGAAGAGCAGCAGCAAACAAAGGAACAAACGUUCAAUUGUUAUGCAAAGCAAGAGGCUCGCCUUUACCUCGAUUCUCUUGGACAUUUAAUGGAAAAACAUUGCUCCCUAAUGUCACGGAACAUAAAUACGGAAUUACGCACACUGAUUUAAGCGAAUUAAUUUCCAAUUCGACGCUGACUAUUUUCCGUGUGACAUCGCACGAUUACGGGAAAUACGAGUGUCGUGCAACGAAUAAAAUGGGUCAGUCGACGGAUAUGAUACAUCUAGACGUGACAUCACCGCCGGACAAACCUAGCGAUCUUGAGGUGUUCAACGUCACCCAUGAUUCUGUCACACUGGUGUGGAAAAGAGGAUUCGAUGGUGGUUUGCCAACCUCGUAUCAGAUACGUUGGAGGCAGGCUCUCGAUUACGAGCAUCGAUACCACUAUCUGGAUGUAUCGGCAGGAGAAUAUAAAACCACGAUAACAGGAUUGUCCCUUGGGACAUACUAUGUGUUCAGCGUGAAAGCUAUCAAUGAGAAAGGGGACAGUGGCUUUCUACCUGACUUGGUUAAAGUUCAAACACUUCGGCCGAAUAACGCUGAGAACCUGCCGGACGUUCUCUUGGAAAAGGGGGAUUUUACAAUGAAUUAUAUCUAUACGUUUGCAGCAACUUCCCUCAUCUUUUUUAUCAUUAAUAUCUUCAUCAUCGUGUUGUGGUACAUUAUGAGAAAGCGAAAUAAAUCUCGAAUAAACAAAUCGCAAACAGCGGAUAUGUAUGCACCAUCAACCGUGAAUGGAGACACCAUGACCGGCGAAUUAAGUUCGGUAUCGGAUGAGAAGAGCGACGUUAACUUCGACACUAAUGAUUACGUGGACGAGGGACGAAAGACUGCAGCUAGCACAUAUUUGAUAGAUCAAACUAUGCAAGAUUUUGGAAAAGGGAAUAUGGAAAUGCAGGUACAUCAUCAAGGAACACUUGGUCGCCGUGGCAACCACAUUCAACCACCGAUGAGCAUGGAUUCACCGCCACAGCGAACGACAGCCAGUGGAACACUUUCUGUUUCGAAAUCGAGUUACAUCGGAAACCCUAGUCCGGCACCGCCAAACGACGUAAAUUUCUACAGUGUAGAGAUCGAUAAUGGCCGUUACAUGGGAUAUGAAACGAAUCACAGUCCAGUGGUGGGUGAUCCAGGUUCAGGUAGUUAUUAUCCAUCCAUGAGUCCCACUGGACAUAUGCUUUCGAGUCAUGUGAACAGCGGGACAGGCACGUUGACACGCAGCAGAACUUUACCACGUCCAGUCCCACCACCGGAUGUGACUGUGAUGACUGCUGGAUCGAAAUCGCCGAUACCACCGUCGGUACCUCCACCACCUACUACGUUUGCUCGGUCGGUAUCCAGCAACGCGCACACUCAUGGUCACCCAUUGUCGACUUUUACUCCCACGCCAGCCUAUUCCGAUAUUGAUGGUCAUCUUGUCUGAGGAUCGCCAAU